Drosophila serrata is the source of this 561-nucleotide messenger RNA. RefSeq lists its product as uncharacterized. The record is from RefSeq and is a predicted model, not a curated record. Lineage: Eukaryota; Metazoa; Arthropoda; Insecta; Diptera; Drosophilidae.
AUGUCGAACAAAUUGCGGGCAUUGAAAUUGAUUGACCAGAUUGUCCGCGGACAGGAGCGCGAUAGGAAUAGGACCCCAGUCCCACUGCCGACCCUUAGUCCUGAAAACCAAAAACAAGACGACACACGGAAUCCGCUGCAAAAUGGAACAAAUAGGCAGACAACUCCUAGGCCUCAAACUCAGCAACAAGGCCACCAAGGAAAUUUGCACCAAAAUGGAAGCAAUAGGCAGACAACUCCCAGGCCCCAAAAUCAGCAUCAAGGCAACCAAGGAAAUUCUAACCAAAAUAACUUGUCACAAAAUAGACAGCCAUUAGUGGCACUUUAUUACUACUCACGACUUACUUAUCAGCAAAAGGAAACCCAACAAUUUACUACCUGUGUGAGCGGUUCCUGCCAGCAUCAAGAAACUGGGAGUGACUACGAAAUGAAUUCCUUGGCUUCAGGUAAUACCGACAGAUUUAGUAGACGUCACUUUUAAUUUGAAUGUAAUAAGAAAAACGUAAGCCGAUAAACGAAUAUUUUGUAGAUUAUCUAAACAAAAUAUAUAAGUAUGCAUAAA